Varanus komodoensis (Komodo dragon) is the source of this 3626-nucleotide messenger RNA. RefSeq names its product CREB regulated transcription coactivator 1 (gene CRTC1). The record is from RefSeq and is a predicted model, not a curated record. Bases 104 to 2140 code for a protein of 678 amino acids. Gene Ontology annotation, molecular function: cAMP response element binding protein binding. NCBI's taxonomy places the organism in Eukaryota, Metazoa, Chordata, Lepidosauria, Squamata, Varanidae. Gene Ontology annotation, biological process: protein homotetramerization; positive regulation of transcription by RNA polymerase II. Gene Ontology annotation, cellular component: nucleus; cytoplasm. The transcript has 16 exons.
AGUCGGGGGCGAGGAGGAGGAGGAGGAGGAGGAGGGAGGAGGCGGCGGCGGCGAAGCAGGCGAGCAGAGCAGCGCAGACGAGGAGGGAUGCGGACGGGUGAAGAUGGCGGCGUCGUCGAACAACCCGCGGAAAUUCAGUGAGAAGAUCGCCCUGCACAACCAGAAGCAGGCCGAGGAGACGGCGGCCUUCGAGGAGGUCAUGAAGGACCUCAGCCUGACGCGCGCCCACCGGCUCCAGCUGCAGAAGAACCAGUAUUUACAGCUCGGGCAGAGCCGCGGCCCGUAUUACGGAGGAUCUCUGCCAAACGUCAACCAGAUCGGCUGUGGCACGAUGGACCUGCCCUUCCAGUCCUGCCGGCCACGCGACCACGGAGACCGUCUGCGGACAAACGCCAGCUCCCUCGGCCAGGAAACGGAGACACCAUUUCAGUCUUCAGGCUUAGACACCAGUAGGACCACCCGGCACCACGGGCUUGUGGACAGGGUGUACCGUGACCGGAAUCGCCUCAGCUCACCACACCGGCGCCUGCUCUCUGUGGACAAGCACGGCAGACAGGUGGACAGCUGUCCCUACGGCACCGUCUAUCUGUCCCCUCCUGCAGAUACCAACUGGAGAAGGACCAACUCUGAUUCUGCCUUGCACCAGAGCACAAUGACUCCUGCUCAGGCAGAGACUUUCUCUGCCGGGACACAGGACAUGCAGCAAAAAAGAGUCUUAUUGCUAACUGUGCCCGGCAUGGAAGAGGAGGCCUCAGACAGAGACAAGAACCUCUCGGAGCAAGAAUGGGACUCCAAAAAGACCGGAUCAUCAAGGCCUAAAUCCUGUGAAGUUCCAGGAAUCAACAUCUAUCCCUCAGCUGACCAGGAAAACACUACUGCCCUCGUCCCCACCACUCACAACACAGGCGGCUCCCUGCCAGACCUGACCAACAUCCACUUCCCUUCUCCCCUCCCGACACCACUAGACCCGGAGGAGGCCCCGUUCCCGGCCCUCACUGGCUCCAAUAGCACUGGGAACCUGGCUGCCAACCUGACCCACAUGGGCAUCAACACCGCCGGUCAGGCAGGGCUGACGACCACACAAGCCUCGCAGCAGCAGCAGCACCAGCACCAGCCGCCGGCGGGCAACCCGCUCUCGCUGAGCACGGACGCGCGGAGGACCCAGGCCGCGCAGGUCUCUCCGACGCUGUCGCCCAUCGCCCAGGCCGUCGCGAUGGACACCCUCUCCAUGGAGCAGCAGCUCCCGCCCUACCCGUUCUUCUCCCAGGGGAGCGCCCCCCCACAGCCGCAGCCGAACCAAGUGGCCAGCGCCCCCCUGAUGCAGAGCCCCGGCUUGCAGCGUGGCGUCCAGCUCCCCCCGCUCUCGGUCACGGCCCCAUCCGCGAUCCCGCAGACUCCUCCGGGCAGCCAGAGCCAGACCCCCAUGGGGGUAGAUAUCAGUUCGGGUUCACUGCAGCAGUACCGCAGCAAUGCCGGCUCCCCGGCCAACCAGUCUCCCACUUCUCCUGUCUCCAAUCAAGCUUUCUCUCCCGGCAGCUCCCCUCAAUUCGAAGUCUUUGGCAGUCUAAUGCAAAAUGCAGCGUGCCCGGCCUUGGCUUAUUGUCAGAAUCCUCACCAGCAGGCGGAAUAUCAAAGCAGAUUUACUGCAGCUCCGGAACAGCAAACCUCCAUCCUGGGAAGCGUUUUUGCUGACACGUCUUACGACCAGCAGAUGAUGGCCAGGCAGGCCAACGCUUUGUCCCAUCAGCUCGAGCAGUUCAACAUGAUCGAGAACGCCAUCAGCUCCAACAGCCUGUACAGCCCCUGCUCUACCCUCAACUACUCCCAGGCAGCCAUGAUGGGGCUCACCGGGACCCCCGGGAGCAUGCAGGACACCCAGCAGCUGAGCUAUGCCAGUCACGGGAACAUCCCCAACAUCAUCCUGACAGUGACCGGGGAGUCGCCCCCCAGUCUGUCGAAGGACCUGACCAGCUCCCUGGCCGGGGCAGGUGACAUCAGCUUCGACUCGGAUUCCCACUUUCCGCUGGACGAACUCAAAAUCGACCCGUUGACCCUGGACGGGCUGCACAUGCUCAAUGACCCCGACAUGGUCCUCGCCGAUCCCGCCACCGAGGACACCUUCCGGAUGGACCGGCUGUAGGGGGGCGGGCCAUGGGGAGGGGGCCGCGUGGAACCACCAAGUCCCGGGGCGCCUCUGCCACUCCGAAGAGGGGUCCAGCCUGCCCCAGGGUAGGCCUUUCGCAGGGCUUGUCAUCCACUCGCCGGGUGGCCGUCCUGCCCCCGCCCCACCUGCCCGCUGCCCCUCCGUGGUGCCAUCUGUCUCCCCCUCUGUUCGCCUUGCCAUGGGAGAGGGCGUUUCUCCCGUAGCGUCUCCCCCCCCUCCCCUCCCCUCCCCUCCCUCCGCUUGUCACCAAAGUUCCAGCGUUGGGUCCUUUUUUUAUCCUUUGCACUAAAAGUUUUCUUCAUUCGGCGGGAGGGUGGAGUUGUCCGGCAGACCAACUGGUGUUUUCUUGUUUUUGCCAUUUCUCUGUAACCCACCCAGUUCACGGCUUCUGUUACAGAACCAGCCACCUCCACGCGAAGUGGGGGGCAGGGGAGACCUCGACGGAUUUUGCCCGGCCCGAAGCAGCCCCUUGCCUUGCGGAGCCGGGCCCGGGUCAAAGUCACGGCCUUCCCUGCGGAAACGGAGGGUGGAUGAGGCGAGACGAAGCCCUGGAGAGGGCCGUCCGAGAGUGCUUCUUCAGAUAAGUGUCUUGAGGCAGCUGCCCCGGGGGGCCUGGGGGCGCUGGAGUGGCUUCCAAGUGCAUGCCUCUUCCAGGCCUGGCGUCUUGUCAGUCCUCCAGAAACCCACCCCUGGCCCAGUUCGCUCAUCUCCUCGCGCGCUCAGCAGGCCGCCUCAGCGGCUCCUCCGAAGCACCAUCUGCAGAGACCAUGUGCCCCCCCUGUUUGCACCACCCAGGGUGUAAAAAAAAGUGUUAUUUCUGAGGAGGGAGGCGCCCAUAGGGAAAAAGCAAGAGCGGACUUUUCUAGCUGCGCUUGCAAGCCUACCAUUUCGUGCCCCGAAGCAGUGGGACCAGACGUCUCCUCGAGGGUUUUUUUUUUUUUUAAGAAGUGCUUUUGAAACAUGCGGUCUUUUCUUUUUCUGUUGCUUGGAAGAGAUGGUCCUUGUUCUGUAUUUUUAAUACAGGUCUCUUUCUUGCACACCAAGUAUGUGUCAAGCAGGGAAAGGGAGCGAGAUCCCCUCGGUCCAGGGCAUGGGCCAGCCCAGGGAGCACCAUGGGCCAAAUCCUAGGACUCCCAAGUUGACCGAGAGGGGUUAACCCUGGGCCUCCUGGGGAAAAUUUUAGAGGUCUGCUGAUUUGGUGUGCUACCAGGUCAAAGAGAUGCUUGUUUACUGCAUGCCUGGCAUGAAGGAAAUUGACAGGGCUGGGACAGUUUCAAGGAGCACCCCCAGCUCUAAAAAAAUCCCGGUAUGCUUUUUUGCUUAAUCUGGAGCGCUCCAGUUUCCAUCAGACCAAGGCCUGCGGGCUGUGUUGAGUGCCCGAGAACUCCUCUGAAGCUCAAAGGAGGUACCCUGGGACACGUACAGGGUUACUUCCUGUGCGUGUUUCUUUUCAAAAAUUGGC